AUGCGCUUAGAUGCUUUAUUGUGGUUUUCAUUGUUCACACUUGUGGCGUUGGUGACUUUAGCUUCAGCAUCGUUCGGGUGUCGAUGUGAUGGGGAUCUGACCACAAAGUUCGCUAUCAGUAAGCGUGGUCUGGAGAAAAAGUUGGCAUGUCGAUUGGAUUUAGAUCAUAUUGCACAAUGCGACGAUGUGGAAGCAGUUGACAGGGCAUGGCAAAAUUUUGAAGACGUAAACGACGAAUAUACACAAGCAAUCUCAGAAUGCAAGUUAUUACAGCAUAGAGGACCCAUGAGACGGCAACGACACCACCAGGUUGACGAUGACUGUGGUUGUGGAUUUCCGCCGAGACCUCUCGGGAACUCGGAGGUUGAGAGCUCAUUUCAUCGAAGGGUAAAACGGAGAAGUGAAUGCCCUUGCUCAAUGAAUUCAAUGCAUCACAGACAUAUUAUGCCGCAAAGAAAAUCUCCAGACGGAAGCGAUAAGGAUGAAAUGAUGAGAAUGCGACAUCAUCAAAUGCAUCGUCACAGAGGUUUACAUCAUCACGCUCAUCACCACAUGCUAGAUUCAGUCGAGAUCGAUGAAGAUGAAAGUUCCAAGACCAAAGGGAACCCAAAGAAAGUCAAAACUGAUCGAAAAGGACGUACUGGCAAAAAUCGCUCUCGGAACGUAACGCAAUCGAACGACUCACAAUCAGAUGAAACGCCGGAUUUACUCCCAGAUAACGAUACGGCGCUAAGUGAUGGUCGUUUCAAGCGUGAUAAAUCGCCACAUAUGCCUGAAAGGGGUAAGCACAGCCGGGCACACGUUCCCCACAGACAUCGUUCAAAGUCGAAAGGCGGUCGUCACAGACAACGUGGCAAUAAGAAAGGUGGUGGUGGAAAACAAGAUGCCCAGGUGGUGAAGAGACACGAUCAUGGAAGUAAUGAUGACAGAACGGAUCAGGAUGACGAAGACGAUCGUUCUAAAACUCAUUUUCUGCGUGUGCGCCGAGUUGCGAGAAGUUGUAUCGCGGAAGCUACUGAAGAAGUUGAUCGUCUCAAGGCCAAAUAUUCCGGACUUUGCGGUAGACAUCACAUGGACAGCGAAAGAGUCUGA
Molecule: messenger RNA, 1092 nt
Organism: Anisakis simplex (herring worm)
Lineage: Eukaryota; Metazoa; Nematoda; Chromadorea; Rhabditida; Anisakidae
Source: the annotation of a GenBank genome assembly